CACAAACUAACGAAACCCUGCUUAUCUUAAACCAACCUGCUCACUGGAACAGGGAGGACAGGACCAGCAUAAAAGGGAGGGCAGAGCCGACUGUUGCUUACACUUGCUUCUGACAUAACGGUGUUCACUAGCAACCUCAAACAGACACCAUGGUGCAUCUGACUCCUGAGGAAAAGACUGCUGUCAAUGCCCUGUGGGGCAAAGUGAACGUGGAUGCAGUUGGUGGUGAGGCCCUGGGCAGGUUACUGGUGGUCUACCCUUGGACCCAGAGGUUCUUUGAGUCCUUUGGGGAUCUGUCCUCUCCUGAUGCUGUUAUGGGCAACCCUAAGGUGAAGGCUCAUGGCAAGAAGGUGCUCGGUGCCUUUAGUGAUGGCCUGGCUCACCUGGACAACCUCAAGGGCACUUUUUCUCAGCUGAGUGAGCUGCACUGUGACAAGCUGCACGUGGAUCCUGAGAACUUCAGGGUGAGUCCAGGAGAUGCUUCACUUUUCUCUUUUUACUUUCUAAUCUUACAUUUUAGUCUUUACCUACCUGCUCUUCCCCCACAUUUUUGUCAUUUUACUAUAUUUUAUCAUUUAAUGCUUCUAAAAUUUUGUUAAUUUUUUAAUUUAAAUAUUCUGCAUUUUUUCCUCCCUCACAAUCUUGCUAUUUUAAAUUAUUUAAUAUCCUGUCCUUCUCUCCCAACCCCCUCCCUUCAUUUUUCCUUCUCUAACCACAACUCAAAUUAUGCAUGCCAGCUCUCACCUGCUAAUUCUGCACUUAGAAUAAUUCUUUUGUCUCUCCACAUGGGUAUGAGAGAGGCUCCAGCUCAAAGACGAGAGGCAUAGAAUACUGUUUUAGAGGCUAUAAAUUAUUUUACAAUAAGGAAUAAUUGGAAUUUUAUAAAUUUGGUAGUAAAUGGGAUGGAAAGGAAAGUGAAUAUUUGAUUAUGAAAGACUAGAAAGUUACACUGGAGGUGGGGCAGAAGUCGUUGCUAGGAGACAGCCCAUCAUCACACUGAUUAAUGAAUUAAUUUGUAUCUAUUAAUCUGUUUAGAGUAAUUAAUUUGUAUAUGCUAUAUACACAUACAAAAUUAAAACUAAUUUGGAAUUAAUUUGUAUAUAGCAUAUACAGCAUAUAUAGCAUAUAUGUACAUAUAUAGACUAUAUGCUAGUUAAGUACAUAGAGGAUGUGUGUGUAUAGAUAUAUGUUAUAUGCAUGCAUUCAUAUAUGUACUUAUUUAUGCUGAUGGGAAUAACCUGGGGAUCAGUUUUGUCUAAGAUUUGGGCAGAAAAAAAUGGGUGUUGGCCCAGUUUCUCAGAAGCCAAUCUUUAUUUCUCUGUUAACCAUAUGCAUAUAUCUGCCUACCUUUUCUCUGCAGCUCCUGGGCAACGUGCUGGUGUGUGUGCUGGCCCGCAACUUUGGCAAGGAAUUCACCCCACAGGUGCAGGCUGCCUAUCAGAAGGUGGUGGCUGGUGUGGCUAAUGCCCUGGCUCACAAGUACCAUUGAGAUCCUGGACUGUUUCCUGAUAACCAUAAGAAGACCCUAUUUCCCUAGAUUCUAUUUUCUGAACUUGGGAACACAAUGUCUGCUUCAAGGGUAUGGCUUCUGCCUAAUAAAGAAUGUUCAGCUUAAC
Messenger RNA from Symphalangus syndactylus (siamang), 1616 nucleotides. RefSeq names its product hemoglobin subunit delta (gene HBD). Gene Ontology annotation, molecular function: oxygen binding; heme binding; organic acid binding. NCBI's taxonomy places the organism in Eukaryota, Metazoa, Chordata, Mammalia, Primates, Hylobatidae. Gene Ontology annotation, biological process: hydrogen peroxide catabolic process; oxygen transport. The record is from RefSeq and is a predicted model, not a curated record. Gene Ontology annotation, cellular component: haptoglobin-hemoglobin complex; hemoglobin complex; blood microparticle.